AUGCUCUUAUACCGUAAUGAUUGUUAUUUUAAAACUAGCUUUUUACCUUCGAGCUAUCGAGGUAAAGAUCUUCAGAGGAACUAUUGCCGGAAUCCACGCGGAGAGGAAGGGGGGCCCUGGUGUUUCACAAGCGAUCCGGGAACGCGGCACGAGGUCUGCAAGAUCCCUCUGUGCUCGGAAGUGGAGUGCAUGACAUGCAAUGGGGAAGGCUACAGGGGGCCAAUGGAUCACACGGAAACUGGCAAAGAAUGUCAACGUUGGGACCUCCAGAGGCCACAUAGACAUCCUUUCCGUCCAGAGAAAUACCCCGACAAAGGCUUUGAUGACAACUAUUGCCGCAAUCCGGAUGGUAAACCGAGGCCAUGGUGUUACACUCUAGACCCAAACACCCCCUGGGAGUUCUGCUCAAUUAAAACAUGCGCUCAGAACGUGGUGCGCAGCUCCUCCGCCGUUGUUGAAACAACCGAGUGCAUACAAGGGCAAGGGGAAGGCUACAGGGGCACGGUGAACACCAUCUGGAGUGGGAUUGAAUGCCAACGCUGGGACUCUCAGGUGCCUCACCAACAUAACUUCACGCGGGAGAACUUUAAGUGCAAGAUGCCCAAUUUUACAUUGUGCCAUUCGUUUACAUCCCCAAUGAAGAUCUUAGGACAUGAUGGUUACAAUCUGCCUUUUGAAUCUUCUCAUCCUUCCAUGGAACAUGAUGUCCCGAUGCUACUCCAUUUGCAGACCUUGUCACCGAUUCCCAACCAGGCUGAUUACAGUGGAAUUAGCUGCAAUUGUGACAACGAUCCAGUUUCUCUGAUGAGCAGCGUAGACAUGGCUUUCUGGAUCUGCGACCUGGUUGAGCAACUAAUUCACGUGGUCCAUUCCAUCGUGGUCUUGGGAUUGAGUGUUGUAUCAAGUGACAACCUAGUGAUGGGUGUUGUGAUGGGUCAGGUGCGGGUCACGUCAAGUGAAGGACUUGUGAUGGGUCUUGUGGAACUUGUGAUGGGUCAAGUGCAUAAUCUCAAAGACUAUCAGGCUUGGCUCGGCAUCCAUAACGUGGAAAGAGCUCAUGAAGAAAAGCAUAAGCAAGUCCUGAAUAUUUCCCAGCUGGUCUACGGGCCUGAAGGAUCAGAUAUAGUUUUACUGAAACUUUCCAGAUGCGCCCUUUCCUCGCCGGAGAACAAACCCGUCAUCGUCCAGGUCUCCGAGCCGGUUCUCCGCACGGCACAGUCGAGCCCCAUGUUAGAGGAAUGUUUGAGCGACGUCGUCCAGGUCUCCGAGCCGGUUCUCCGCACAACGCAUUCCAGACCUUUCUUCAACAGAUGCUUGCAAGACGCGGAACAGGACAGCAACGCCAACCUGAGCUUGUCCAGCGUGCAAAUUAACGAGAUAUACACUUGCUAUCCAGAGCUGGGCGAAGAGACGGAGGGGGACGAAGAGACGUCGAGAACCGAGCAGGACCCCGAUUCCCGCGGAAGAUCACCAGGCUCUCCCGGCGAUACGGCCGAUUUCUCUCCCCCUCGACUCAUCAAGAUCCGAGACCGCGAGGCGAGUCUGUCCUCGGACAACGAAACGGAAUACAGUCACGAGGACCUGAGCGGCUUCUCGGUGAUGAACGAGGUGCUCAAGAGCGCCCACGGCAAGCAUGAGAACGUCCAGUCCCAGUUCGAGCACAAAUUCGGCAAGUGCGUUCUCGAUCUCAAGAUCUGCCAAACUUUGCUCCAGCAAGCUACAGAUUCCCUCUCCCGCACCGAAACCAAACUGGGCCCGCUGCAGCGUUUCGACAAACCUCAGGAGUUGUUUUGGGGCACCCAGGCGAAGGAACAACUCCCCGUUGGGAUUCCUGUCCCCGGUUGCCAGGAGAAGCUGGAGAGCAUCUUGAGAAAUAUUCAACCUCCCUCCAACGGCGACCGCGCCCUGCAGUGGAAGACGGUGGGUCCUCCGACGGAGGCCUACGUGCCACCGCCGUUCCGUGUUCCGGGGGCAUACAGAUCCCGGGUGAUCCCGUCUUACCAAGCAUCUGAAAACAGACCCAAAAGUGCCAACCACAGCCCGGAUACCACCUACUGGAGCGAUUUUGGACCGGAAACAGCCAAAAGUCCCGUAAAUCCAAAAGGAACGGAGUCGAACUAUCAG
Molecule: messenger RNA, 2124 nt
Organism: Thamnophis sirtalis
Lineage: Eukaryota; Metazoa; Chordata; Lepidosauria; Squamata; Natricidae
Source: RefSeq, a predicted model, not a curated record